AUGCUCCCCUCGGCUCUGGAGGCGGUCUCUUGCCCUUCCUCUCCGCUAUCGCCCUACCACAUCUCUCCUAAAUCAUCCUUACUCAAACAGGCCGACGCUCUUCCAGUCGACACUUCACCUCUCUCGCUCGUGCGUCGGCGCAUUCUCCGGGACUCCUCGCUACCGCUCGACAUUCCUCGCUCCUCACCCCCCAUGUGGUCCAUGUCCAUGAAGGUUGAUACCAACUACCCUCAUGGGCGCGCCUCGCCCACCUCCGUCUACUCGCCCAUGUCUUUUCCACCUGCCCCGGCUACCUCGUCUGUUCGCCCAGGGUCCUCGUCGGGUCAACAUGACCCCGUAGCUGGUCCUCAUGUCAAUCCUGCUGCUGGUCCAGCCAAAGGACUCGCCAUGCCGGGUCCUGGCUACCGGCGAGCGAGCAGGUUCGACCCGAUGGACCCGGAUGGGGAUGAGGAAGAAGAUGGGUAUGGCGAUUUGGGGAGCAGACAUCCGCUUCGCCGAGUCAAGGAGUCGGGGCGGGACGAGGGGUUCAGUCUGCCCAGUAUAAAAUCCCUAUUUGGCGCUUCAAAUGAUGGACCUGGAACGCCCGGCUCCACCGGACCUCCACAAGUCUUUCAAACGCCAAGCCUCCCACCUCUUGUCCCCCCUUCCCCCUCGUCUUCCUCCUCCCCCUCGACAACGUACCGUACAUCCCGCUAUUCCUCCCUCGGGUCCUCCUUCUCCACCAUCUCCGAAAAUGGUAAUCCCAGCGGGUGGUGGGCCCCAGAGUACGAGCGGGAGCGCAGCAGCCUCUCGUCCACUUCUGGCCUUCCCCAGCCCCCUCGCGCCCAUUCCUUCCCGUACGCCCCCUCCUACGCCGAUGACCACGAUGCGAAGCGGCGCCGGUCGGACCAGCCGUCCGCUUCUGGUGAUUCAGAAGAAGCUGCGCGACUCAAGUGGCAAGCCCAGAGCAGGAACGCUUCUUACCCCGCAGCGGGCAGCUCUGGGUCUGUUUCUGGGCCCUCCAGCUCGGGCCUGCGAAGCAUCAUGGCUCCCCCGUCAGGCUCCAUCCCGCGAGGAUCAGUCUCGCACUCCUUCUUCCCGCCAGACGAGGGAAUGCGAGGGGGUCCGCCCGUCCCUCGCAGUGCAUCUAUCGUCGGUGGCCAGCUCGCCCGAUCGUUCGCCGACCUCACUGCUGCGGAACAUCGGGCCUCUAUCUCUCGCUCGCCAUUCAUGGGUCCACCUAUCCUUCCUCCUCCCCCGCUCGGCCGCCGCCCAUCCUUCUUCCCCCCGGCACCCAUGUCGCAGCACAUGUCGUCCAGCUCUUCCCUCCCCAUCCUCCCAGACCCAGAAGAGGCGCGAGGUGCCCGAUCACCUUUGCGUGAACCAUCUCACCCGCCCCCAUUCACCGGCUUCCUCAACCCCGAGACUGCCCAAAAUUCCCGGCGUACAAGCGUCAGCCGGCCAUCCUCUCCCGAGGUUCAGCCCCAAGCGCGCCGGUCCAGCCUCACAGAGCUCAUCAAGGCGAAAACCGGCGAUGACGUCGCGCUUGCGUCAGGCAGACAACCUGGUUCUACACCCAGCGGAUCGACAAACCCUUCUCCUGCUUCCGUAUCUUCGAAAGGGUUCGCGCGCGAGAUCUCGCUAAAUGAGAAUGAGGAUACCGAAAGAACUCCGACGACGCGCGCCCGGAAACGAGGGGCGCGGACGCGAUCGGAAGAGCCGCCAAUGGGGAUGGGGAAUGAUGAGGAUGCGGAAGGAGAGGAAGUGGGGUUCGGCGCGAUGGAUGUACUGGCAGAGUCGGCGAGGAGGGUGUCGGAGGCUGAAGCGGAAGCGGAUGCUGAAGAGAAGGAGGGCGAGGAUGAUAAGUCUGGAGCGGCGGGACCGAAGUAUUCGUGCGCGUACUGUCUGAAGACAUUCUCGCGGCCAAGCAGUCUCAGAAUACAUACAUACUCCCAUACGGGUGAACGCCCCUUCGUCUGCCCCGAACCAUCGUGCCGACGCAGGUUCUCGGUCCAGUCGAAUCUCAAGCGUCACGCCAAAGUCCAUACCCUCCCUAUCGCUGGCGUUCCCGGUGCAGCGGGCGGUAUAGCUUCUGCAGCGGCGCGAGCUGCUGCCCAGGCCCCACCCCCGCCCCAGCAGGAGCUUUUCACCGCGCAUGCGAGCCAUCUGCAGCAUCAUCCCCCUUCGCCCAUGUCCAUGCCGCAGACGGCUACGGCGUCGAACCAUCAUCUAUCGCCCUUCACUUCGGUACCCGCCAGGAUCCACCCACCCGCUCCGGCUCCGGUCCCACAACAUCAGCAACAGCAACCACCGCAAUACCUCUCCCCUCCACCCAUGACACAGCCGUACUUCUCCCCUCCGGCCCCUCCUGCGCAAAACGGAUACAUGUACGGGUACGAUCAGUACGGAUACCAUCCGCAACAGCACCAGCAGCACCAGCAGCACCAGCAGCACCAGCAGCACCAGCAGCACCAGCAGCACCAGCAGCAGUACAUGCCGGACCAUACUUCCCCUUAUGCCCAACAUUACGCGCAACACAUGUACCAUCCGCAGCAGUACCCCAUUCAACCGUCCCAUCAGCUCGAUUCGACGGCGAGGUAUCAGACGCAGCAGUAUCCGCCUUCGGCGGAUCGAGGGGCCGGGAAUGGAGGGAGUGAUGCGGAUGAUGCGGAGGGGGAGGCGGACGAGUAG
Molecule: messenger RNA, 2670 nt
Organism: Dioszegia hungarica
Lineage: Eukaryota; Fungi; Basidiomycota; Tremellomycetes; Tremellales; Bulleribasidiaceae
Exons: 3
Coding region: 1-2670 (889 amino acids)
Biological process (GO): regulation of transcription by RNA polymerase II
Cellular component (GO): nucleus
Source: RefSeq, a predicted model, not a curated record